AAGCAGAAGUGAGAAAGUUGGUGGAGCCGAGGUGCAGCAUGUCCCGUUGAGGAGGAGAACAACAGAACCAGCUCCUGUCGGUGGAAAGAAGUGCGCAGCUCGGAGCGAACUCCUUCUCCCCCUCGAAGUGGACACCAUGUCCUCCAGGACGACGUCCAGCGGCCGCAGGGUUCUCAAUCUGUUCGUGGUUCUCUGCGUCGCCUUCCAUGCGACGUCCGCCGCGCCGUCGCCGGUCAUCCGGUUCCCGGGAGACAACAGCAGCCCGCAGACGGACAAAGAAGUGGCGCUGCACUACCUGAAUAAGUUCUACGGGUGCCCAGAGGACCGGUGCAACCUCAUGGUGCUGAAGGACACGCUGAAGAAGAUGCAGAAGUUCUUCUCUCUGCAAGAGACCGGAGAGAUCGACGCCAAGACGGUGGACAUCAUGAAGAAGCCCCGCUGCGGCGUGCCGGACGUGGCCAACUACAACUUCUUCCACAGGAAACCCUUGUGGCAGAAGAAGGACAUCACGUACAGAAUCCUGGGUUACAGUCCCGACCUGGACGAGGAAGUCAUAAACGACGCUUUCUUCCGAGCCUUCAAAGUGUGGAGCGACGUCACGCCGCUCACCAUCACGCGCAUCAUGGACGGCGAGGCCGACAUCAUGAUCAACUUCGGCCGCAAUGAGCACGGAGACGGGUACCCCUUCGACGGCAAAGACGGCCUCUUGGCUCACGCCUUCGCCCCGGGGCCCGGCAUCGGGGGGGAUUCCCACUUCGAUGACGACGAGCAGUGGUCGCUGGGAGACGGCCAAGUGGUGAAGGUGAAGUUUGGCAACGCCGACGGGGAGUUCUGUAAGUUCCCCUUCCUGUUCAUGGGCACCGAGUACAAAAGCUGCACGCCGCACGGCCGCGACGACGGCUUCCUGUGGUGCUCCACCACCUACAACUUCGACGACGACGGCAAAUACGGAUUCUGCCCCCACGAGCUGCUGUUCACCAUCGGGGGGAACGCAGAAGGCGCUCCGUGUAAGUUCCCCUUCACCUUCCAGGGAGAGAAGUUCGACGCCUGCACCACUGAAGGCCGGAACGACGGCUACCGCUGGUGCGCCGCCACCGAGGACUACGACCAGGACAAAAUCUACGCCUUCUGCCCAGAGACCGCCAUGUCCACGGUGGGGGGGAACUCCGAGGGAAGCCCCUGCAUCUUCCCCUUCACCUUCCUGAGCGACGCCUACGAAGCCUGCACCACGGCCGGGCGCAGCGACGGCAAGAUGUGGUGCGCCAGCACCAAGAGCUACGACGACGACCGCAAGUGGGGCUUCUGUCCCGACCAAGGUUACAGUCUGUUCCUGGUGGCGGCCCAUGAGUUUGGUCACGCCCUCGGCUUGGAGCACUCUCAGGACCCCGGAGCGUUGAUGGCCCCCAUUUACACUUACACUAAAGACUUCAGACUUCCCGAAGAUGACAUCAAAGGCAUCCAGGAACUCUACGGUGUGCCAACCGACAAACCUUUGCCUCCAACCCAGGGUCCGGUUACUCCAAUGGACCUCUGUAAAGAGCCCGUUGUGUUUGAUGCUGUGGCCCAGAUCAGAGGAGAGACCUUCUUCUUCAAGGACAGGUUCCUGUUCAGGUCGGUGAAUUUCAGAAGCAAGCCCAGCGGCCCUCUGCUGGUGGCCACCUACUGGCCAGACCUGCCCACCAAGAUAGACGCCGCCUACGAAAACCCGACGGUGGAAAAAACCGUCUUCUUCUCGGGCAACGAGAUGUGGGUCUACAAAGCGGACGAGCUGGAGAAAGGCUACCCCAAGAGGAUCUCCAGCCUCGAGCUCCCUACCGACCUGCAGCGGAUCGACGCUGCCUUCAACUUUAGGAAGAACAGGAAGACUUACUUCUUUGCCGGGGACAAAUUCUGGAGGUACAAUGAAGAUACGAAGAAAAUGGACCCUGGCUUCCCCAGACUCAUCGCGGAUUCCUGGAACGGCAUCCCGGAUGGCAUCGACUCCUCCUUCAGUCUCAAUGACAUUGAUUACAGCUACUUCUUCAAAGGAAACCACUAUUUCAAACUGGAGGACAGCAGCUUGAAGAUAGUGAAGUUGGGUGAAAUCACAAAGGACUGGCUCGGGUGUUGAACUCCCCCCCUCCUCCUCCCCCCCCCCCCCCCAAAUAAAAGACGUCCCGUAAUGAUAUCUGACCUCACGAGGACUUUUUGCCAUAUUACCGCACACUGUUGUAACUUUUUAUCCCGGCAACUCCAACACAGGCUGAACAUGUAGGCAACUGGAUAUUUGCUAUAUUACUGUGUGACGUUGACUUUUUGUUGUUGUUGUUGUGCUGAUGCAGAUAUAUUUCAACAUGUGUACGCCCCCCUCUCCCGCCCUGGUUUAUCGUCCUUAUGCAUUGUUUUUGGUUUAUUUUGUUAACUCCGACAUCAGGUAUGUCAACACUGCAUUGAACGCAGUGCUGUGAGAUAAUGCCUUUUUUUUUUUUUUUACAAAUUUAAUUCUGAAAAGGCUGUUUUUUAUAUGAGGUAUUCAUGUUGGCUCGGAAUUACUUCUAUGUGCAGUUUUAUAAAUAUAUCACUUUUAAUUUUCAUUGUUGUGCAAUACAUUUGACAACCUUUUAACCGAAAAUGGUGCUUUAGAGAUUGCUUUUUGCUUAUCGUCCUGUUUACAUACAGUGUGUAUAUAUAUAUGUGUCUGUGUGUAUAUAUAAAUAUGUAUAUAUGUGCAAAUAUAUAUAUAUAAAUACAUAUAUAUAUAUGUGCAUAUAUAUGUAUAUGUAUUUAUUGAUAUAUAUAUAUAUAAAUACAUAUAUAUAUAAAUAUGUAUGUGUUUGUGUAUUUAUAUAUAUAUAUAAAUAUAUAUAAAAAUACAUAUAUAUAUAUAUAUAAACUACAUAUAUAUAUAUACAUAUGUGUAUAUAUGUGUGUGUGUAUAUAUAUAUAUAUGCACACACAUCUACAUGAUAUAGUCUGUGUAUCUGACUACUUAGUGUCCUCUGGAUGUUAUAAAGUAGAUGGAGGCACACAUUAUUCUUCCUUAUUCCUGAUUAGCACUUUGUGUAGGACUAUAUUAGAUAUUAGAUUAAUAGUGAGACCAAAUUGUUGUUCCAUGAACUUUGUGUUGCAUUCUCUUCACUCACGGUGAGAUUAGAGGCACAGGUUGCCUCCAGAGGCUUUAUUGAUUUGCUGCAUGAUGGAAUCAUGUCAAGAGUACCGCGGUAGUAUUAUUCGAUUAUCUUUUUUUAUAUAUAUUCUCUUUGUGUUUUAACAAUAGUCAUUUUUGCAUUGUGUUGUUUUUAAUGCUUGUGCACUUUGUGAUCAAUAAAGAUGGUCAAUAUAAUGUG
Molecule: messenger RNA, 3326 nt
Organism: Pseudoliparis swirei
Lineage: Eukaryota; Metazoa; Chordata; Actinopteri; Perciformes; Liparidae
Gene: mmp2
Product: matrix metallopeptidase 2
Exons: 13
Coding region: 137-2110 (657 amino acids)
Biological process (GO): extracellular matrix organization; collagen catabolic process; tissue remodeling
Cellular component (GO): extracellular matrix
Molecular function (GO): zinc ion binding; metalloendopeptidase activity
Source: RefSeq, a predicted model, not a curated record